Glycine soja is the source of this 420-nucleotide messenger RNA. Its product is annotated as predicted GPI-anchored protein 58. Lineage: Eukaryota; Viridiplantae; Streptophyta; Magnoliopsida; Fabales; Fabaceae. The coding region runs from base 1 to 420 and encodes 139 amino acids. The record is from RefSeq and is a predicted model, not a curated record. The transcript is spliced from 3 exons.
AUGGAUAUGAACUUGGGAGAGCCAAGGAAGGCCAGGGGUAAGAGAUUAGAGGUCCCCACUACUUCAGCACCACCAGAGACACCAGCUCCAAUACCUCCCACUCAGACUCUAGUUAUUCCUCCUACAUCCAUUCAGAUAGCACUUCCAGCUCCUUUAUCUGUGGCCUGGCUAGGAGCCCAGCCUUCUCCUUCUGGAGGGGGUGGGGCCUCCGCAACCCAAGAGCCUAUUCUGGAGGAGCCAGCAGCAACAGCAGUAGAGGGGGAGCUCACCCCUCCUGAGCCUUUUUAUUUUGACGCAGGUGUACACAUGGCUCAAGAGGAGGGGACUUCCAUAGAUCAGAUACCUGAGCCAUCUCCUGCACCUGUUCCUGAGGAGACCCAGCCAUCUACACCAGUCAUGAAGCCAGAGCAGCCUAUCUAG